Messenger RNA from Photinus pyralis (common eastern firefly), 1738 nucleotides. It is a transcript of the gene Pi4KIIalpha, whose product is annotated as phosphatidylinositol 4-kinase type 2-alpha. Gene Ontology annotation, biological process: endosome organization; phosphatidylinositol phosphate biosynthetic process; Golgi organization. Lineage: Eukaryota; Metazoa; Arthropoda; Insecta; Coleoptera; Lampyridae. Bases 271 to 1650 code for a protein of 459 amino acids. Gene Ontology annotation, molecular function: 1-phosphatidylinositol 4-kinase activity. Gene Ontology annotation, cellular component: endosome; plasma membrane; trans-Golgi network. The transcript is spliced from 6 exons. The record is from RefSeq and is a predicted model, not a curated record.
GAAUCACAUACUUUUUUAUUUGUUAAAUAUGUGAUAUCCGAUAAAUGUUGUGAAGUGUUAUCAUUUAGACACUUUUAUACCAUCUGUUGAACCUAAUUUAAUUAGUUUAAUUAAGCCCAAAAUUUCUAGUCAAUUAUUCCCUGCCGAGUCUAUCUAUAUAUUGCUAAUUGUUCCAAUUCUUUUUACAUUACAAUCGAAACCAAAAUUUAUCAAGAUUACUUUAUGCUAAUUAAAUGAUAAGAACAAUACUAAACUUAUCCCAAGUGGGUAAUGAGUUCUGGCGAGACUGUGCCUAUUUUAGUUUCAGCAAACUUAGAUGAUAGGGUUUUAGUACACUGUGCUUUAAAUCAAUCUUUGGCUAGCGAUAGUUCGGCUGAAGAUAUCAGUUUAGUACCGGAUAUAGCAUUUGAACCAACCUUGGAUUCCCCCGGCAUCAACAGAGAGUCUCAACCUCUCCUAGGAGGGAUUGAUGUCUCUUAUAACCAAUUUCCAGAUGAUCCUGGGUUUAGCGAUUUGGUGUGGCAGGCCGAGGUCGCAAUUGAUAAUGGCAUUUUUCCGGAACGCAUAUCGCAAGGGUCCAGUGGUUCAUAUUUUGUUAAAAAUCCCACCGGAAAAAUCAUCGGCGUAUUUAAGCCGAAAGAUGAAGAACCUUACGGUCGGCUAAAUCCAAAGUGGACAAAGUGGAUGCAUAAGUUGUGCUGUCCCUGUUGUUUUGGUCGGUCGUGUUUAAUUCCGAAUCAGGGGUACUUGUCGGAAGCGGCCGCGUAUCUAGUUGAUGCAAAGCUAAGCCUUCGUGUCGUACCUAAAACCAAAGUAGUUAAGCUUGUAUCGGAAACUUUCCAUUAUCCUCGCAUUGAUAGACAGAAAGCCAGAAUGAAGCGGGCCAUUAUGGAACAAUUUCCGAAUGUUGGCCUGCGGUUUAACAGGAUAGGGCUUCCACCAAAGACCGGUUCUCUUCAACUCUUCGUUGAUGGUUACAAAGAUGCGGACUACUGGCUGAGACGAUUCGAAGUGGAACCUCUACCAACACGCAUGUCUCAAAAAUUCCAACAUCAAUUCGAACGUUUGGUCGUGUUAGAUUACAUUAUUCGAAAUACAGAUCGGGGCAACGAUAACUGGCUAGUAAAAUACGAUCAACCGGCCAUUCUGGCGAACGGUUCGGUGCAAAACGAAACUCCGGACGCCGUGGAUUGGAAUUUGGUGCAACUGCCUGAAAUUAAUAUUGCCGCAAUCGAUAACGGUCUAGCAUUCCCCUACAAACAUCCCGAUAGCUGGCGAGCGUACCCGUACCAUUGGGCCUGGUUGCCUCAAGCUAAAAUUCCAUUUAGUCACGAAACGAGAGAGCUUGUGUUACCAUUACUAGGCGAUAUGAAUUUUGUGCAAGAUUUAUGUGAUGAUUUGUAUUUACUUUUUAAGCAGGACAAGGGUUUUGAUAGGGGGUUAUUUGAGAGACAAAUGUCUGUGAUGCGAGGGCAAAUUUUGAAUUUAACGCAAGCAUUAAAAGACGGAAAAUCGCCCGUCCAGCUUGUACAAAUGCCCGCAGUUGUUGUGGAAAAACGAGUGGAAAAACAUCAAGGUCAACAUACGAAUCGAUUUCUUAGUUUUACACAGCGUUUUCAAGACAAGAGCCCAUUCUUCUCCUGGUGUUAAUGUUUUUUAUUUUUAUUGUACAUAUUUAAUAUUGCAAGAUAUAUACAAUAACCUUUAUUUAAAUAUAUCUAUAAUUCUAAACAAUAAA